GUAAUUAUCGUAAUAGAUGCCCUCGACGAAUGCAAUCCAGCUACGCGGCGCCAGUUCCUCAAUGCGAUAGAGUCUAUCCUUAGAGAUUCUUCCAGCCUCGUCAAGAUAUUCGUCUCUAGUCGUGACGACCAAGACAUCGUCUACAAGCUUCAGGAAUACCCCAACCUUGAGCUAUCGUCGGAUAGGAACCAGGAUGACAUCGCCAAGUUUGUUGAAUCCGAGACAAAUUCCAUGAUCAAGAGCGGAGCUAUGCUGCGAUAUAGCACAAGCAAGGAAGAACUACGGCAGAGAAUUAUCGAAGAGGUCACCAAGGGUGCGCACGGCGCGGAACGUCGUGGCAGGUUCCGCUGGGCUGCCUUGCAGCUGCAGGCACUGUGCGAUCUUAGCUCCGAUGCCGCGGUUCGCGAAAGGAUCGGGCGUCUACCACCUACACUAGAAGAUCUUUAUCGGGAAUCCCUCGAGAAGCUCGACAACUACCAGGCUGAAGCCGACCGCAAAUACGCAAGACGUAUCAUUGGGUGGCUUCUCUGUGCCCGCAGAAACUCAGCUCGGACGAAUUUCUUA
Molecule: messenger RNA, 564 nt
Organism: Chaetomium strumarium
Lineage: Eukaryota; Fungi; Ascomycota; Sordariomycetes; Sordariales; Chaetomiaceae
Exons: 2
Source: RefSeq, a predicted model, not a curated record